Messenger RNA from Nematolebias whitei (Rio pearlfish), 2562 nucleotides. It is a transcript of the gene pip5k1ca, whose product is annotated as phosphatidylinositol-4-phosphate 5-kinase, type I, gamma a. The transcript is spliced from 18 exons. NCBI's taxonomy places the organism in Eukaryota, Metazoa, Chordata, Actinopteri, Cyprinodontiformes, Rivulidae. Bases 155 to 2335 code for a protein of 726 amino acids. The record is from RefSeq and is a predicted model, not a curated record. Gene Ontology annotation, molecular function: phosphatidylinositol kinase activity. Gene Ontology annotation, biological process: phosphatidylinositol metabolic process.
GAUGAAGGGACCGUCGUUACUCACUGCCACACGUUCCUCCGUUUGACACAGCCAACAGCUCGUCCCUCCUGCUUUGUCCUGGAGCCUCUGUUGUGGCUCUUUCUAUCGGCGGUGUUUGCUUGUUUUUAUCCUCCCCGCCCUCCGGGACGGCUGAAUGGAAGCAGCAGCCGAGGGAGCGGUCGGGCUGUCGCAGGCCAGGGAAGGCAGCCCGCUGUCCGUGGCCGCAGCAUCCGAUGAUGCGGACACUGUUGUGGGGAUUAGCUACGGGAUGGACCCGGCAGACAUGGACGCAGCUGCAAAGAAAGGCUUCCUCUCAGAGAUGCCUUCGUCCUCGGGUCAGGUGGGUCAGGGUAAGAAGAUUGGCCACAGAGGAGUGGACGCAUCAGGAGAAACUACUUAUAAGAAGACAACAUCAUCAGCCUUGAAAGGUGCCAUCCAGCUGGGAAUCGGCUACACAGUGGGCAACCUGAGCUCCAAGCCAGAGAGAGAUGUGUUGAUGCAGGAUUUCUACGUGGUGGAAAGCAUUUUCUUUCCCAGUGAAGGGAGUAACCUCACCCCAGCCCAUCAUUUCCCCGACUUCCGCUUUAAAACAUAUGCUCCUGUGGCCUUCCGCUACUUCAGAGAACUGUUUGGAAUCAGGCCAGAUGACUAUCUGUACUCUCUUUGUAACGAGCCGCUGAUCGAGCUAUCCAAUCCUGGAGCGAGCGGGUCCGUUUUCUAUCUUACAAAAGACGACGAGUUCAUCAUCAAGACUGUGAUGCACAAGGAGGCUGAAUUCUUACAGAAACUGCUGCCUGGAUACUAUAUGAACUUGAAUCAGAACCCUCGCACAUUGCUGCCCAAGUUCUUUGGCCUCUACUGUGUCCAGUCAGGCGGGAAGAACAUCCGUGUGGUGGUGAUGAACAACGUCCUGCCUCGUGUGGUCCGUAUGCACCUCAAAUAUGACCUGAAGGGUUCCACCUACAAGAGGCGCGCAUCCAAGAAGGAGAGGGAGAAGGCCAGGCCCACUUUCAAAGAUCUGGACUUCAUGCAGGACAUUCCAGAUGGACUGAUGCUGGAUCAGGACACCUGCAACGCUCUCGUGAAGACUCUGCAGAGAGACUGUCUGGUGCUAGAAAGCUUUAAAAUUAUGGACUACAGCCUGCUGCUCGGUGUGCACAACAUGGAACAAGCAGAGAGAGAGAGGCAGAUAGAGGGCUCCCAGAGCGACAGCGAUGAGAAGAGGCCCGUCGCUCAACAGAAGGCCCUGUACUCCACUGCCAUGGAGUCCAUUCAGGGGGGAGCCGCUUGCGGAGGGUCCAUCGACACUGACGACACAAUGGGUGGUAUUCCAGCUGUUAAUGGAAAAGGGGAACGGCUUCUCCUUUACAUCGGAAUCAUAGACAUAUUGCAAUCCUACAGGCUAAUCAAGAAGCUGGAGCACACAUGGAAGGCUCUGGUCCAUGAUGGGGAUACCGUAUCAGUCCACCGCCCAGGCUUCUAUGCUGACAGGUUCUUCAAGUUUAUGAGCAGCACGGUUUUCAAGAAGAGCUCCUCUCUGAAGUCCUCUCCAUCCAAGAAGGGUCGCGUGUCAUUGACGGUGCCUAAAUGUGCUGGUCCUGGUGCUGCCUGGUCUGUUAGCCAGCUGCCCUGUGAGAGAGACGAGAACAUCUAUGACCUAAGAGGAGCCCACAGCUUCCCAACGCUGGAAGAUGAGGGGCGACCUGAUCUUCUUCCAUGUACUCCUCCAUCAUUUGAGGAGGCCACAACAGCAUCUAUUGCCACCACUCUCUCUUCCACAACCUCUUUGUCCAUUCCCGAAAGAUCGCCUUCCGACACGGCCGAGCACCCGCGCUACAGGAGACACACCCAGUCACUCAGCCACGACGGAAGGACACAAGAGGAGUUGCGUGUGCGUGAGGAGGAUCAGCAGACCAUCACUGUGGAGGUGGAGUUGAAGAGACCCGACAGUGAACCCACCAUCUCUGUUCCACAGCCCUCACCUGUAACAAGUGACGUCCAGGAAGACACUAGCACAAAGGAGGCAGCACCAUCUGACUCUUUGUCCGCUCACGAGGCCACAUCGUCCUCCUCGUCUGCUCCAGCUGCUCCCCCCUCAUCCGAGCCGGUCAAGGAAGCUCCCUUCAGUCCCAGUGUGGUGGUGAUGGAGGAAGACGGGGCCAGCCAAGUGUCUGGCUCAGGCUGCACCAGCCAGGCUUCAGUGGACGAUGACGAUGAUGUCCCAGUCGCAGAUAUUUACUUUCCUCCAGAGGACAGGACUUGGGUGUACUCCCCUCUACACUAUGGCUCAGAGUCUAAGGCCCCGCCCGAUGGGGAUUGGGAGAGAGAGACAUAAAGCUUGUUUUCUAACGGAGAACAGGGACGUCUCAGCAGAGGAGAUCCAUCAGUCUGACGUGCAGACCUCAGUGGCAGCAGCUCGAUGUCUGCCUGAACCACGAUUCAGACAAACCAGGAGGAAGAAGUGACCUGAAUGGAAAAGAUGUGUGGUUCCAACCAUCUCUGCCUAUUAUCCACCACAAAUGAAAUUUAUUAUGAGUUUAAGAAGUACUUAUGUGUAUGCGA